AGUGAGAAAUGAGGCAGCCGGUAGCGGUGGGGGCUCGGUGGUCGGUGGGAGCUUGACGGCAGUCGCGACCGCCGGGCGCACGUAGACCGCCCGCGCCGCCUGCGCCGCGCCUCGCGAGUGUUGUGUGACAUGCGCCUGCUGUGUCGGCGCCAUGAGCGGCAAAGGCUCCUCCUCACCGGACCUGCUUAUGAAUGUUAGUAUUGACCCCGUGUCCACGGAACAUAAGGACAUGAAAAUAUUAGAACACCCAAGCUUACGCGGCACGCCCCUGGCGAUGCUAGCGGCGCAGUGUAACAAGCUGUCGAGCAAGUCGCCGCCGCCGCUAGCCGACGCGGCCGUCGGGAAGGGCUUCCACCCGUGGAAGAAAAGCCCCGGCGCGCACUCGCCCCCGGGCGCUGGCGGAACCCCGCGUUCUCAACCAUCCGCCUGCACUCCCUAUGCCAGAGCACCUACCUCGUGUGCUGCCACCCCAUCUUAUGGCAACGAUCUCUACUUUCCAUCUUCUGGUGACCAAUUGCUCGGAAAAAGUGAAUCUAGUGCGAGUCUCGGCUCGAUGUAUUCCCGGCAUCCAUAUGAAUCGUGGCCAUUCAACGUUGGUGGAGGAGGCGGAAGCGGUGCUCUCAAAGCUGCUGAAAUGACUGGUGUCGGCGCUGUUGGCAGUACCUGGUGGGACGUCCACAGCGGCUGGCUAGAUGUAGGAGGCCAAAUGGCUAAUUAUGCUGGCCAGGAUUAUUCACAACUAACGCACUCUCUUUCUGGAGGAGCACAUUUACUACCACCUGCACCUCACCUUCUUCAAGAUGCUUAUAAAUCUGUACUGCCUACACAAGGUUCUUUUGGACUACACGGACCAGGAUCUCCAGCUCCACCAGCCCAAGCUCCCUCACCUCGAUCCCAACGUCGAUACGCGGGUCGAGCCACCUGUGACUGUCCUAACUGUCAAGAAGCCGAAAGACUGGGUCCCGCAGGAGCACAUUUAAGAAAGAAAAAUAUACAUAGUUGUCAUAUUCCCGGCUGCGGCAAAGUAUAUGGGAAAACAUCUCAUCUAAAAGCCCACUUACGAUGGCAUACUGGCGAACGGCCUUUCGUUUGUAAUUGGUUGUUCUGCGGGAAGCGCUUUACUCGUUCAGAUGAGCUGCAGAGACACUUACGUACACACACAGGCGAGAAAAGGUUCGCCUGUCCCGUUUGCAAUAAGAGAUUCAUGAGAUCAGACCACCUCGCGAAGCACGUGAAGACGCACAAUGGUGGAAAGAAGGGUAGCUCGGAAUCAUGUUCAGAUUCUGAAGAGAACAGUCAAGGCGAGAGUGGCGUGGGGGGGCGAUCACCAGAGCAUACGCUGGACGUGAAGCCGAGUGCGCUGGUGUGACGGGGGCGCGCGGCGCUCGCCGUGCCGCACCACAUGUCGCCGCUGCUGUGAUGACUCGCUGCGCCGUUGUCCGCGCCGCUGCCCGCCGCACCCGUCGCCCCCUGUACAUACCACAUAUCAACUAUGUAUAGUAAUGUGGAUCUUUGAUCAAAGACAAUGCGUCGCGUUUCGCAAAUCGCCUAUAUUUGUUGUGAGACUAUUGAAAGUGUACAGUUAUAGUUUAUUGAAUAUAGUUAUCUCAUAUAGCUAGAAAUUGUAUUUUAAAUUAGGUUAAGUAGAAUCACUCUUUAGUCCGAAAAUGCAGUUAAUAAUUUAUUAUGGCAAAUUUAUAUAAUACCUCAGCAAUUUUUAAACACUGAAUUGUAUAUAUUAUAACUAUGUAUUUUAUUAAUUUAGAUACAUGAAAUGUUAGAAUACCUAUUUGAUUAUUUUUUCUUUUCGUCACAUAUAUUGCAUACAAACUAGGAACGUCUAUUUACUGUGUCUUUGCAAUAUUACAAUUACAUUUAUCACUAGAUGUCUCAUUAUAUGUAUACCUAAAUAAGGUUUAAAGCAAGUGACUCCAAUAAUGACACUUGCAUAACAAACCUAUAAUCUUUCAAUCAAGUAAAUGCCUCUAGCAAAACAUGGUAAAUAUGAUGUAAUUUGCUUAUUUGAUCAGAACAUAAUUCUGAUUUCUCUUAUACAUACCAAUGUCAAUUUAUUACCGUAUAUAAUCGUAUCUAAAAGUUAAAAUCAGUUCACCUAAGUCAAAAUUGAGUUUUCUUUAUUUACCUAAUACUUAUUGGAUUGGUAUGUAUAGUCGAGGACAUGUAAACCUAAUCCCCAUGGGUUAAGUUUAUCUGUCAACGACUUUACAAUGUUUAUAAUAAAAGAACUUUGAAUUGAAUCAACAGACUCUGCCAAAUGGUAGUUGAUGGAGUGACCAUAGACCUAGUGACAGCUACACUUGAGAUGUUGUUGGCUUAAAUUGUAAUGUAAAACUAUUCCUAUGAUGUAUAUUGUACAAAAUUGUGCGAAUUAAAAAUGCCUGAUAUUGAUUUUAUAAAAAUUGAAUAUAUUUUUUUCCGAGUGAA
This is a messenger RNA of Plodia interpunctella (Indianmeal moth), 2445 nucleotides long. It is a transcript of the gene Sp1, whose product is annotated as Sp1. Gene Ontology annotation, molecular function: DNA-binding transcription factor activity, RNA polymerase II-specific; RNA polymerase II cis-regulatory region sequence-specific DNA binding. The record is from RefSeq and is a predicted model, not a curated record. NCBI's taxonomy places the organism in Eukaryota, Metazoa, Arthropoda, Insecta, Lepidoptera, Pyralidae. The transcript has 3 exons. Gene Ontology annotation, biological process: regulation of transcription by RNA polymerase II. The coding region runs from base 152 to 1369 and encodes 405 amino acids.